ACGGCCUCUGCCCUCUUCCUCCCACCUCGCCCACUCCUCGUGCCCCGGCUGCGCAAUAGAAUCAGCAACGUAAAUCCCGCCCGCCGCUUCUGUUUCCCAAACACCACCCACAUUCCGAGCCUCGUCCACAAUGUCCGCUGACAAGGAAUUCACCUACUCCGAUGUUUCGGAACACAACACCAAGAAGGAUCUGUACAUUGUUGUGCACGACAAGGUCUACAAUGCAUCAAGCUUCGUAGACGAGCACCCAGGUGGUGAAGAGGUUCUGCUCGAUGUUGGAGGUCAAGAUUCGACCGAGGCAUUCGAGGAUGUCGGCCACUCAGACGAGGCUCGCGAGAUUCUCGAGGGCUUGCUCGUUGGUAAGCUGAAGCGCCAGGCGGGUGACCCAAAGCCCAAGAGCUACGCACCCUCUGGAUCCACGGCUACCCCCACCGAUGGUGCCUCGACUGGUGUCGGUCUUUACGCCGUCAUCCUCCUUGGUGGUGUCCUUGCCUUUGCUGCUUACACCUUUAUGAACAAGCAGUCAACUGAGUAGAGAGAAAGAGGCAUAGAAGAAAAAGAAAAGACUUCUUUCGGCAACUACGUACGCGAACAAGUCAAGAUCACAGUGUUCGAAAGAAAGGGAAAGGAGUAAUCAUUUACCAAGGCAUAACUUCAUACCUUGAGGCUAGACGGGAAAUGGGGAAAUCCCUUCAUGGCUCGGUAUGAUGGAAGCAGAUAUGUAGUCGGGGGGAAAGGGUUGUGGGAUCUUUUUUUUCCUUCUCUCCUUCUCUCUUGCUGGCAACAUAUGGGAUCAGCUAGAUAACCAUGUUAGAGACGGAUUGAACUUUUUUUUUUCUCUUGACUCUUGACUGGUUUGGGUGAUGACGUGUAUGUUAAUUGCUGAUUUUUGAGGGGGCGUGUGUGUAGGUAGGACUUUGUUGAAACUGG
Exserohilum turcica Et28A is the source of this 930-nucleotide messenger RNA. RefSeq lists its product as uncharacterized. Gene Ontology annotation, biological process: sterol biosynthetic process. NCBI's taxonomy places the organism in Eukaryota, Fungi, Ascomycota, Dothideomycetes, Pleosporales, Pleosporaceae. The coding region runs from base 131 to 535 and encodes 134 amino acids. Gene Ontology annotation, cellular component: endoplasmic reticulum membrane; intracellular membrane-bounded organelle. The record is from RefSeq and is a predicted model, not a curated record. The transcript has 3 exons. Gene Ontology annotation, molecular function: heme binding.